Messenger RNA from Trichomonas vaginalis G3, 585 nucleotides. RefSeq names its product KilA, N-terminal/APSES-type HTH, DNA-binding family. NCBI's taxonomy places the organism in Eukaryota, Parabasalia, Trichomonadida, Trichomonadidae. The annotation marks the transcript as partial. The transcript has a single exon. The record is from RefSeq and is a predicted model, not a curated record.
CAGCGAGUAGGUAAAAAACCCCAGUCGCCAAAACUCUAUGAAAAUCGUGAAAAUUUGCCAAAUGGUUUGAGAGGCUGGUAUGUACAUAGACUUCUUGUAAAUGCUGUUGCAAUGUGGGCUUCGCCUCGUUAUGCUUGGUAUAUUUACAGACUUCUUGACGAAAUUCAUAGACAAGAACGUGAAGAGCUAGAGAACAAGCUUGAAGCAAAAGACAAAAACAUACAGAAAAGAAUACCACGUUCGGUACCAAAAGGAAAGGAAAAGAACUAUAAGUAUAUGAUUUAUACUGAAGAGAUGGAAAAUGAAGAAGACAGAGAUAUGGUUAUGUUGCAUUUAGUCAGAAGAAACAACAAAAGCUUUUACGACCUUGCUAAGAUUUACAAAUCUGACAGAAAUUGGUUCUAUCGCGAAAACUUACCGAUUUCAAUGACACCAAAUGAAGAUGUGAAACAAAUAGUUCAAGAUACUUUACCUCAAACACACUAUGAUAUUAAAGGUUGUACAAUACUUACCUUCAAAGAAGAUUUGCCAUUGUUAAAGGAAAAAAUAACAGAGUAUUUUGACAACUUCAAACAAGCAGAGUAA